CAGGCAGAGAGCCUUUCCAACAUGGCGGCGGCGAGCAACGCAGAGCCUACGCAUUUGCAAGAGAUGGAAGACGACGACGACGCGGAGGAGAUGGACGAGCAGGGAAUGGACUCGGAGAGCGACGGCGAGGAGGAGGGCAUGGGGGUGGACGACUCGGACGACGAAGAGGACGACACGUCGGAGGACGAGAAGGAAAACGAAGCGGAAAUCCAGCGACUGGAGGAGCAGCUCUCGAUCAACGCCUUUGACUACAACUGCCACGUCGAUCUCAUCAAACUCCUGAAGCACGAGGGGGAGCUUCUCCAUCUGCGAAAGGCCAGACAGAAGAUGAGCGAACUUUUUCCUCUCACAGAAGAGAUCUGGCUCGACUGGCUCAAGGACGAAAUCCGCCUGACCGAAGAAGAACCCAACCGAGAAAAAGUCAUUGAACUUUUCGAGAGGGCGAUAAAGGACUACAUUUGCCCGGACAUCUGGCUCGAGUACGCCCAGUACUCGAUCGGCGGCAUGGGCUCGCCCGGUGGCAUCGAAAGGGUGAGAUCUGUCUUCGAGAGGGCCAUCACAGCUGUCGGGCUUCACAUGACCAAGGGGCAAAUGGUGUGGGAGGCCUACCGAGAAUUUGAGAACGCCAUCCUGGCCACGGUGCAGCCUCCUCCUGGCAAGAUUCCCAGCCACGAUGAGCAAGAGCUGCUGAACAAGCAGCUUCAGCGCAUCCAUGCGCUGUUUCGCCGCCAGCUGGCCAUCCCCUUAAUGGACAUGGAGGCCACUUACGCAGAGUACGAGGAAUGGUCCGACCACGGGCCACCCGAGGAGGUCUUGCAUCGGUACAAAAAUGCUCUGCAGCAGCGGGAGAAGUACAAGCCUUUUGAAGAGUCACUACUGGUGGCAGAGACGCCGAAACUGGCCGAGUACCAGGCCUACAUCGACUUUGAAAUGAAGGAAGGGGACCCGGCCCGGAUUCAGAUGACGUUUGAACGGACUCUGGUCGAGAACUGCUUGGUGCCAGACAUGUGGACCAAAUACACCACAUACCUUGACCGUCAGCUGAAAAUCAAAGAUCUGGUUCUCUCCACUCACGAUCGUGCUGUCCGAAACUGCCCGUGGACUAUGGGUCUGUGGAAGAGUUACUUGCAAGCCGUAGAGAGGCACGGGGGCACUCAUCAAACCGUUUCAGAUUUGUUUGAAAAGGGGCUGAACGCGGGGUUCAUUCAAGCUACGGAUUAUGUGGAGAUCUGGCAGGUGUACCUGGACUACCUGAGGAGGCGUGUGGAUUUCAGCCAAGAGUCCAGUCAAGAGUUGGAGGAGCUACGAGGAUCUUUCACCCGAUGUCUGGACUACAUGAAGCAAGAUGUUGAAGAACGCUUUGGGGAAAGUGGAGACCCUUCCUGUAACAUAAUGCAGAUCUGGGCAAGGAUAGAGGCCUUGCAUUGUAAAAACAUGCAAAAAGCCAGAGAAUUGUGGGACAGCAUCAUGACAAAAGGGAACGCCAAGUACGCCAACAUGUGGCUGGAAUACUACAACCUCGAAAGAGCUCAUGGGGAUUCUGUCCAUUGUCGGAAAGCCCUUCACAGAGCGGUGCAGUGCACCUCCGACUACCCGGAACACGUAUGUGAGGUCCUGCUCACCUUUGAGAGAGUGGAAGGCUCUUUGGAGGACUGGGAUGUGGCAGUCCAGAAGACAGAGACGCGUCUGAACAGGGUUAAUGAGCAACGGGCAAAGGUGGCAGAGAAAGAAGCCAUCCAGGCUCUACAGGAGGAGGAACAAUUUGAGCAGAGGCGGAAAGCCAAGGCGGACAAGAAGUCUCAGAAGAAAGUUCAGAAGGGCGCUCGCUUUGGCGAGAAGAGGAAAGCGGAUCACGGCCUUGAUCGAGAGGAGUGGAAGGACCAUACAGAACAAGCUCCGAAGCGACACAAAGGAAAUGGUGAGCAGAGCAAAGAAGAGUACAUGGAGACCGAGACGGGACCUUUUGGGAAGAAGGCGCCUCCCGGCUCAAAAGGUUCUGCGCCCGGAUUCAACAAAGUCCAGCAGGCCAGUGCACAGAAGCAAAGCGAUGAUAAAAGCGAGCUUCGGAACAACGAAAACAGCGUGUUUGUUAGCAACCUGUCGUACACCCUGGAGGAGCCCGAGGCCAGACUCAGGACGGUCUUCGAGACGUGCGGACCCGUCAAACAGAUCCGCCUCGUCUCCAGCAACAAAGGGACCUUCAAGGGCUUCGGAUACGUGCAGUUUGAAAGCGCCUCGUCGGUCACGGAGGCCCUCAAACUGGACAGACGGGACGUGGAGGGCAGGCCCAUGUAUGUGUCACCGUGUGUAGACAAGAACAAGAAUCCAGACUUUAAGGUGUUCAGGUACAACACAUCCAUGGAGAAACACAAAAUCUUCAUCUCCGGGCUGCCGUUUUCCUGCACCAAAGAGCAACUGGAAGAGAUCAGCAAGCGUCACGGCGCCAUUAAAGACGUCCGUCUCGUGACCUUUCGCUCAGGAAAGCCCAAGGGUUUGGCAUACGUCGAGUUUGCAGAUGAAGCCCAAGCGUCUCAGGCAGUCUUGAAAAUGGACGGCAUGGACGUAGAGGGGAACAAAAUCUCCGUUGCCAUUAGCAACCCUCCUCGCAGAAACGCGAGCAAGCCCGGUCCCAGUCAGCCCACGGCGAACCCGGCGCCUCACCACGCCCACGGCGCGAGAGGGAGAGGACGCACACAAGUGUCAUUGCUCCCUCGCUCUUUGAACCGCCAAAGCGGGCCGGCGAGGAAAGUGGAGAACGGGUCCGCGUCGGAGGACGGCGCCGGAGACGCCAGGCCGCUGUCCAACGCGGACUUUGCGAAGAUGCUUCUGAAGAAGUAAGUGAAAAGGGGACGCCGGCCGGAAGCCGUCACGCGAUCCCGUCAGGAGUGUUUUCCGACUUGGGACUUUCCGCAAACGUCAGCCUUCUCGUCGUCGUCGCGAGGUCGCCUUAACUGCAGAGCCGUUGCCCUCCACCAGCCCCCCCUUCAACCGAGAACACCUUUGACCCCCCCCCCCGGUCACGUUUUACUUUUCCUUCUCUGGCCGUGCUUAAAUGUUGCCGUCGGGUUUUACUAAAUAAGUGUAAAGUACAUGUGUGUAAAUAUGUUUGGAAAACUUGACAUCUACCCCCCCCCCGGAGUUCUACCUUUUAUUAUUUCAGCGGGAUAUUGGACUGGCAACCCUGUGAUAAAAAGUCUGUACAAUAGUCCGUCUACACAUACAAAAUAAAUACAUAACUAUCAGCUGUCUGUUAACAGAAUUGUGCACAAAUAUUUUUUUUUGUUCGAAAUUAUGGCUAAAAUGACAAUUUCAACAGAUGUAUAAAUCAGUCCAACAGUCUCCUUUAAGGAAUUUCAAUGUGAUCCCCUCGUGUCGGGCAAAUAUUUUUGUUCAUUUUAAAAUUUAAGUCUGAGCCAUGAUAAAUUUUAGUGACUG
Molecule: messenger RNA, 3435 nt
Organism: Syngnathoides biaculeatus (alligator pipefish)
Lineage: Eukaryota; Metazoa; Chordata; Actinopteri; Syngnathiformes; Syngnathidae
Gene: sart3
Product: spliceosome associated factor 3, U4/U6 recycling protein
Exons: 19
Coding region: 22-2838 (938 amino acids)
Biological process (GO): RNA processing
Molecular function (GO): protein binding; RNA binding
Source: RefSeq, a predicted model, not a curated record